Molecule: messenger RNA, 2311 nt
Organism: Oryzias latipes (Japanese medaka)
Lineage: Eukaryota; Metazoa; Chordata; Actinopteri; Beloniformes; Adrianichthyidae
Source: RefSeq, a predicted model, not a curated record
UAAAGGCUGGUUGUGGUGACCGUGGACGCCUCGCUCCUGAGCGGGGAGGGUUUCUUUGUUUGUCAGCGGGUCUCGGAUCUGGCCAGGAUUCAGUUCUGGUUCCGCUCGGAGGAGGAUGUCUGCCGUUUGUCUGACCGCUCUGCUCCUGUUGGGCCGCUGUCUGGCGCAGCGCGCAUCUGCGGACGCAGCUGCAGAGCGGAUGUGGCCCUCCAGGCACAGGAGCGGGGCCCCUGGCUUUGCAGCAGACAAGCGGGGGCUCUACAGAGACCAACACGGGCCGGGAGACCCGGACCCGGAUCUGCUGAUGGCAGAGAAACACAAGAACUCCACGCAGUUUGUGGGCAGCGACCACGCGUACUACACAUCCAAGGUCUACGGCCCCGGAGACGCUCCAGCCAAAGACCUGUGGGUAAACAUCCAGGGGGGGCAGUGGAAGGUCCUCAGGUUCCUGUCCAACUCACACAGACACGCAGAGAGAGUAAAUCUUUCCUUCAGCUUUCCCUUCUAUGGUCAUCCUCUAAAAGAAGUUACCGUGGCAACAGGAGGUUUCAUCUACACCGGAGCGAUCCUGCACAGGAUGCUCACAGCCACGCAGUACAUCGCUCCUCUGAUGGCCAACUUUGAUCCCAGCCUGUCCUCAAACUCCACCGUGAUGCUCCAUGACAACGGAACUGCGCUGGUGGUUGAGUGGAACGGGCUCCACCUGCAGGGCAACGUCCGUUUGGGAGGCUUCACCUUCCAGGCCGUCCUGCACAGCGACGGCCGCAUCGUCUUCGCCUACAAGGAGGUUCCCGUUGACAUCCGUGACAUCACCUCGGAAGACCAUCCGGUCAAAGUGGGGCUGUCGGACGCUUUCGUCGUCCUCCAUGAGAUGGAGCAGAUCCCCAAUGUCCGCCGGAGAACCAUCUACGAGUAUCACAAAGUGGACAUCCUAAAAUCCCAGAUCAGCAGCUGCACGGCGGUGGAGAUGCUCCCCCUCCCCACCUGUCUGCAGUUCUCCAGCUGUGGUCCAUGCGUCUCCUCCCAGAUCGGCUUUGACUGCAGAUGGUGCCGCCGGCUGCAGAGAUGCUCCAGCGGCUUCGACCGUAACCGGCAGGACUGGGUGGACCACGGCUGCCUACAGGAGGAACGGGAUCCCCGCUGCCUUCUGACGCCGGACGCCACGUCACGCCCACUGACACAUGCCGCCCCCUCCCCCACAUCCUCGCGGCAGUGGGGGGGGUCAGGGGAGACCCCCACACGGCUCAGCGGGACCUCCACCGGCCCCCCGCCAGGCAGCGGCUGGAAGGAUAAGUCUCAGAAACCAGCCGGCAAAGCUGCGGAUGACGAUGCAUCGAUCUCGCUCCACAUCAGUGAAACAGCAGGAAACGCCGACGGACAGCGGAGCGAGGGGGGGCUGCAGAGCGGCCCCCUGGCUGCCGUGGUCAUCGUGAUGCUCGUCGUGACAGCAGCCGUCCUGGCGUCCGUCUACAUUUACAGCCACCCGACCUCCACUGCCAGCCUCUUCUUCAUGGAGCGACGGCCGACGCACUGGCCCAUCUUGAAGUUCAGGCGGGGCUCGGGGCGCCCCUCCUACGCCGAGGUGGAGACCCCGGGGCAGGACAGAGACGGCGCCGUGGUCAUCGACCUCAAACCCUCCUUUGAGGUGACCUUCAGGAGAGAGAGCGAGCAGAGGGAGGGCUUCAUCGUUCCCGACCAGAGGGAGCGCUUCCUGCGCCCGGAGAGCUCCUGACCACAACUACAAAUCCCAGAAUGCUCUGGGGCAGAGAGGCUUCUUUCAAGCUGAUGCUCAGGUUUGUUCAGUCAGAGACAGAAAAGCUGUCCAACCUCUGAGAGGCGGAAAUGAGAGUUGGACGGAACGUUUUUCCCGUGGUUUUGCUCAGGAGGUUCAAGGUUUACAGAAGCUGCCGCCGCCGCCACGGGUUUUGAACCCUCUCAAAGAUGGGCUUUCCGCUCCAUAUCUGCCCAUUCCACACCUCCACGCGCAGGAAUGUCACACCUGGACGCUACUUCCUUCCCUGAAAAACACAGACCGCAUUCCUGACGGGGACGCCCGCCUCCGUCUGGCGGGCUGACGGCGGCGUUUGUGGACAUGUUCCAUUUAUUUUCUCUGCUCUUCGUUCGGUACGCAAAGUAAACGACAGCAACAAACAGGAAGUCAGAUUAUUUUGACGACACUUUCCAGACUUCAGUCAGUUUGGAAAAAGCAGUUUUUUUCUGUUUUGUUGUUCUACGUUUUAAUGUUUCAUCAACCAGAAAGGAUCAAAGAAUUGUGGGUAAAUUAAAAUAAUUAUUCCACUUUUCAAAUGAA